Molecule: messenger RNA, 2763 nt
Organism: Diaporthe amygdali
Lineage: Eukaryota; Fungi; Ascomycota; Sordariomycetes; Diaporthales; Diaporthaceae
Exons: 2
Coding region: 1-2763 (920 amino acids)
Molecular function (GO): protein binding
Source: RefSeq, a predicted model, not a curated record
AUGAAGAUGAAGUCGAAUUCAGCAGGGCAUAUUGAAGCAUCUGGCGAUAGCCGCGUUUGGGUCGGAGAUCUCAGAGAACACCACAACUACAACAGAAACGGAGGUGGAGAUAACAAUGGAGUUCAUCACCACCACUACCACCACUACAACGGAAAUGGAUCCUGUCUCCAGUCCCUUGGGUUCGGGGCAAUCGAUGCACGGUGCCAACACAUCGCUCCUGCCCAUCCAGAUACGUGCGACUGGCUGUUCGGCACCACUGAGUUCCAGAAAUGGAGGGACCCUGCAUACCUUCACAUCCACAAUGGAGUGUUUUGGAUCAAAGGCAAGCCGGGGGCGGGCAAAUCGACGCUGAUGAAGCACGCACUCUCCCGCUACCGGGACGACUUCUUCAGGGGCCAUCUCAUAGUGGCCUACUUCUUUAAUGCCCAAGGCGAGACACUUGAGAAGACACCUCUCGGCAUGCUGCGGGCGAUUGUGUACCAGCUGCUCAAGAACGACGAUACACUGUACGAAUGUUUCGUCCCCUCCUUCCGCGAGAAGCAGCGGAUAAAUCAGGAGGGGAAUUGGCAGUGGCGCCAAUCAGAACUUCAGGAGUUCAUUCUCUUCGUAGCCAAGCAGUCACGGUCGCGGCCCCUUUUGCUUCACGUCGACGCGCUGGACGAAUGCGACAAGUCCGAGGUCCGUGCGGUGGUUAACUUUUUCGAAUCGCUGAGCAUUCAUGCCUUUCCGAACAAUGGAUCGCUACGCAUAUGUCUUUCGAGCCGCCAUUACCCUAGCAUUCAAAUGAAGAAGGCCCUCGAGUUAACGGUGGAAAAGAACCCAGAUCACGAAACAGAUAUCGCUAAAUACAUUGAAGAAAUGUUACGAGUUAGCGAUGCCGAGAUGGAAGCCGAGAUCAGAAAGAGGGCCGAAGGUGUUUUCUUAUGGGUUGUCAUGGUUGUAUCCCUGCUGAACAAAGCCUACGAUGAAGGCCGUACUGAGGCGAUGAGGAAGACUCUUCAGGACAUCCCGGACGAUCUUGAGAGAAUGUUCUCCACCACUCUGAGCAAGGACGCGUCAGACAUGGCCGAGACAGUUCACAUGCUCCAAUGGGUGCUCCUUAGCUUACGACCAUUGAAGCCUCAUGAGCUCGUCGCCGCGGUAGUCAGAAUAGCUCUUCCCACAAUCGACGUGAUCCGGCGACGGAUUACCACCUCGUCGAAAGGCCUGGUCGAGAUACGACAAGGCGAGCCCGCUUCCGUCCAAUUCAUACAUUUGUCGGUAAGCGAUUUCCUGUAUCGACAGAAGAGGUUACAGAUACUGGAUCCAACGCUAGGGUCAGAGCCAGUCAGGGCCAGCCACGGCCGACUGUGGGCUCGAUGCUGGUCUUGUAUCGAGCAGGUUGACACCACUUCGACGAGCGUCCAGCAUAUGAGAAAAUUGAAAGACAAAGACCCCUUCCUAGAUUAUGCGGCGAGCCACAUACUGAAUCACGCCGAAAGAGCAAUGUCCAGAGACGUGAGAGAGAGGGAUGACAAGUGGGAGCGGGAAGGUCAUGCCGACUCCUCGGAUAUUUCCCAGCGCAUGUCUAUCAAAAAGUGGCUACAGAAGCCAGAUCUCUGGUUUCAAUGGUGGAAACUGUUCCACGCCGCUACUAGCCCCUCUGAUAAGGAGUCAGAACUGGUUGGGGAAGACAAUGCGGGACUCUCUUACGUAUUGGCACUUCACGGGCUGUUAAACCUACUCAGGGUUAUUCUUGAGAAUGGUGCCGACACCGACGUCAAUAUACUAGGCGGCUCUUUCGGUAAUGCACUACAGGCCGCUUCAGCCAGGGGAUACUACAGAAUUGUCCAGCUACUCCUUGAGAAGGGUGCCGACGUCAACACGCAAGGCGGCGCCCAUGGCAACGCACUACAGGCCGCUUCAGCUAUAGGAGACUUUAAGAUUGUUGAAUUGCUCCUUAAGAAGGGCGCCAAUGUUAAUGCACAAGGCGGCCCUUACGGUAAUGCAUUACAGGUCGCUUUAGUCCGCAGACAUUACAACAUUUUUCAGCUACUUCUUGAAAAUGGCGCUAAUGUUAAUGCAAAAGGCGGUGUCUGCGGUAAUGCGCUACAGGCUGCUUCAAUUAUACAAAGCCUUGAGACUGUUCAGCUGCUCGUUGAAAAGGAUGCCAAUAUUAACGCGCAAGGCGGCCCUUACAAUACUGCAUUACAGGCCGCUUCGUUCGGCGGAUGCUACAAAAUUGUUCGGCUGCUCAUUCAGAACGGCGCUGAUGUCAAUAUACAAGGCGGCCUUUGCAGCCACGCACUACAAGCCGCUUCAUCUAAGGGACACUACAGGACUGUUCGGCUGCUUCUUGAGAAGGGCGCUAACGUCAAUGCGCAAGGUGGCCGUUACGGCAAUGCGCUACAAGCCGCGAUUUCAAAUAAACAUAAAAGAAUCGCGGGACUGCUUCGCGAGAAAGGAGCCGUUCCACAACCGCGAAAGCGGCAAAAGCUGACCUUGCCGAGCAUCUUGGACGCCGGCCGCAAGCAAACAGACAAGAGACCACGGUCGUCCGAAGAUGCGAGAAAUCGCAGCUCCCACAGAUCACCAAACAUGGCGUUGAGGGACAAUCAGAGGAGGCGUGGUCCAAGCUCACAUGUUGUUGUUGACAACGGGACUGGCGCUCACAUACAAGCGCCUGAGCCGACGACACCGAUAUCACAGCUCCAUCAAGACCACCGCCAGCGUCGCAGCAACAUUUCUACAGGACAAACACAAACACAGGGUCACCGCAACUGA